Molecule: messenger RNA, 964 nt
Organism: Rhipicephalus microplus (southern cattle tick)
Lineage: Eukaryota; Metazoa; Arthropoda; Arachnida; Ixodida; Ixodidae
Product: glutamine synthetase-like
Cellular component (GO): cytoplasm
Molecular function (GO): glutamine synthetase activity
Source: RefSeq, a predicted model, not a curated record
AUGGCAACUGCAAGACCAGACGUUUUUAAGAAAUAUUUGGAGCUGGAACAACCGGCCGACCAGGUGUUUUGUACUUACGUGUUCGUCGAUGGUACAUUGGAGAACGUGAGAUCAAAGAUGAGAGUACUCAACUACGAACCACUAUCACCCGAAGAGUGCCCGAGGUGCACGUUUUGUGGCAAGGGCACUGACCAGUGGCCGGAUGCGGACGUUGACUCUGAACUGUACCUGUCCCCAAUAGCUCUGUUCAGGGAUCCCUUUUUCAAGGGCCGGAACAAGCUGGUUCUCUGCGAAGUUCUCAACUCGGACGAUCAAUUGAACGAGAACUAUUUUUAUGCGGUGGGUUCUGAAAACGUUGCCGGCCGGCAAGUUGCGGACGCACACGUCAAAGCGUGUUCAUACGCCGGAGUCAAGCUUUACGGCUCCAACGGCGAAGCCGUCAUCUCACAGUGGGAGAACCAGAUCGGGCCUUUGCCUGGCGUGGAGGCGGGCGACCACCUCUGGAUGUCCCGCUACAUUCUGCAGCGAGUGGCCGAGGACUUCGACGUCGUAGUAAGCUUCGAGCCACGGCCAUUUAAGAACUACAAACUGCCGGGUGGCGCGGGUCACAUCAACUUUAGCACCAAGUCGUCCCGAAGUGAAGGAGGCCUUGAUUGGAUCAACAAGGCUAUCGCCAAGCUAGAACUCACUCACGAGCUCCAUCUGGCAGCAUACGAUCCCAGAAAGGAUAAGUCCAACGAAGAGUGGCUGAAAGGCGAUCGACUGGCUACUCCCCAACGCCAGUUUUCUGCUGGCGUCGCCAGCAAGAACGUGUGCGUGCGCGUGCCCCGACAGACUCAGGUGGCUGGUCGAGGAUUUCUCGAAGACCGCAGGCCGGGCGCCAACGUGGAACCUUACCGAGCCAUGCAAGCUCUCGUUCAAACUCUGUGUUUGGUUGAAUAAAGCUUCCUCGGAUUCAGUUCCC